This is a messenger RNA of Mobula hypostoma (lesser devil ray), 1832 nucleotides long. RefSeq names its product enkurin, TRPC channel interacting protein (gene enkur). NCBI's taxonomy places the organism in Eukaryota, Metazoa, Chordata, Chondrichthyes, Myliobatiformes, Myliobatidae. Gene Ontology annotation, molecular function: calmodulin binding. The transcript has 5 exons. Gene Ontology annotation, cellular component: acrosomal vesicle. The record is from RefSeq and is a predicted model, not a curated record. Bases 41 to 805 code for a protein of 254 amino acids.
GGUCUCUGUCCACUCACUAAACAGGUUACCUCGUACCAGCAUGGACGAGGCAGCUUCGAGCGAGUGCAUCUACAACCUACUGCCCCGUGCCGAAGAGCCACCCCGUCACCGGCUCAAGUAUCUUUCAAAACAACGGAAAAUGGUACAAGAUGAAUGGAAUAGUAAGAAGUCUUCACACAAAACAAUGGGUUUACCUAAGGUUGAGCCUCCUUGCCCAAAGCAUCAUCUGUUGAAGCAUUCCAAGGAACAAAAGCUACCAGAAAGAAAACCUUACAAAGUCCCUGUGGAUGGAAUAAAAACCUCGAUUCCAUCUGAAAAGCCACUUAUGGGACUCCAGACCAAAAAAAAUUUUAUUGAAGCCAAUGUAGCUGAAGUCAAGAUGUCAGUGCCGAAGAAACCUGUGCCCAUCUAUGUCGAUACCAGGAGAGGAAAUAAAAACUUAUUGGAACCAUCAGGGCUUCUUCCAACCCUCCUGUACAGAAAGGGCUAUGGUAAAGUACCAGAUUAUAUAAUCAAGCGGAAUGAAGAGGAGAAGAAAGCUCAAGAAGAAUAUGAUGCUUAUGUAAAGGAGCGUAUUCGGCAAGGCUCAAUGAAGAUGUUAUCUGAAGAGGAGAGAAAUGAUGUGUUAACGGGACUGAAGCAGAACUGGGAGGAACUAAAUCGUGAAUUUCAAGGUCUUUCAAUAUUGAUAGAUACUCUUUCCAAGCAACACCAUAAACAAAAUCUUGAAGCCAAAAUGAAAAAACUCGAGCAAGACAUUAACCUGAUAGAAAGACAUAAAUUUAUAUAUAUUCCACAACACUAAAGAAUAGCGUAUGUUUUGAAAAAAGUAAACUGUAUUGUAAAAUGCACCCUGUUACCUUUUGAUCCUCAUAACUUGUCAUAUACAUUCUGCCUAUAGUUUUCAUAUUCAGACAAUGUAUGUAUGUAAGUGCAAAAAUGGAAAUAUUGUUGCAACAAGACUACAAUCAAAUGCAUUAUUAUCACAAAUGUUUGCUAUUAUUUCUUUGACAUAGAAUUGUUUAAGGUAACAAAGAAACAAUUUUCUGUGUUGUGUAAAGAUGCUAAGUACUCAUUCUAUAUCAAGAAUAUUGGUUUUCUUGAGAAGCUAUCAAUGGAGUUGAAUCUGAAUCUAUCAUUUCAAACUUAAUAGUUUAAAAUUUACUUAGAAAAAUUACAUCAAUGACAGAGUAAUAUAGUUGAAUAGUAAGUUAAUAGGAGUUGGCCACACAACAAAGCAUUGAAAAGUAUCAUCACACUCUGCAAGGAUACUAUUGUAACAUUGCACUUCAAGAUAUAAAUUGAUGAACAAUUGCAGAGAAGCAUUAAGAAUAUAUUAAAAGGAAACCAUUGCAAAUGUAUUCUACAUCCAUAUAAUAUGAACAAAAUAAACUGCAGGAAAAAAAUGUGCCUUCAGUAGAUUUCCUAGUCUUAGUCCACAUUGUUCUUGUUUAAAGGCAAAUCUUGCAAAGUAGCUGGUAGAUUAUGACAGUAAAUAGUGAAUUUAUUUGGAAAACACAACAUUCAAUAAAUUCUUGGAAGUCCCUCACUGUACCUGAUUGAAUUUGUUUGGAUGGUACGACAGAAAGUUGCCUUCAGCUUUAAAAAUACUAGUGAACUAAGUGGAUGUCGAAUGGUGCAUUAUGUUACAGUCUUUCUUCUGAACAAAACUUUCUGGAUUCAGGACCUAACACAGAAACUUGAAUACAAAAUUUAGGCUUGAAUACCAAAUUCAACAUUGUUCUGAGACACACUGCGGACAGCAUAUUUUUAACUAGUAUUUUAAACAGAAAACUUAUUUGACCUCAAUUAGACAUGACAAUAUUUGUUCA